This is a messenger RNA of Diachasma alloeum, 1227 nucleotides long. Its product is annotated as lipase 3. The record is from RefSeq and is a predicted model, not a curated record. The coding region runs from base 1 to 1227 and encodes 408 amino acids. Gene Ontology annotation, molecular function: hydrolase activity, acting on ester bonds. Lineage: Eukaryota; Metazoa; Arthropoda; Insecta; Hymenoptera; Braconidae. The transcript is spliced from 7 exons. Gene Ontology annotation, biological process: lipid metabolic process.
AUGAUGACUCUGCACGGAGGACUACUGUGGGCGCUUGCUCACAGCUGCUUGUUGGGGUCCUUGCCGAGUUUUGUCGGAGGGCUUGAUAAGAAUCCGGACACUGAUCUGCCGACUCCGGAUUUGGCCUCGAAAUACGGAUACCCUUUGGAGGCUCACAGAGUGGUUACCGAUGACGGUUACAUCCUGGAGAUGCACCGUAUUCCUUUCGGAAGAUGCGAAGAGCGUCGCAACAUCCGAAGUAAUCGUCCACCGGUUCUUCUUCAGCAUGGCUUGGGCGGUAGCUCCGCCGAUUGGGUCCUCACUGGCCCUGACAAGGCUCUCGCCUACAUGUUGGCGGACGAAGGCUAUGACGUCUGGUUGGGCAACAAUCGUGGGAAUAUUUAUUCCCGCCAUCAUCGCAGUGUUCCACCGAGCAACAGAACCUUCUGGGACUUCAGUUACCACGAGCUAGGAAUUUACGAUCUACCGGCGAUGAUAGAUUACGUACUGGAGAGACUCCAUCGAUCCAAACUCUUGUUCAUUGGCCAUUCGCAGGGUACCACGCAAUUUUGGGUAAUGACCUCGGAGAGGCCGGAGUACAACGACAAGAUCUCGUUGGCCGUUGGCCUUGCACCCGCAGCCUUCACCACCAACAUACGGGGCCCUGUUACGACACUCGCACAGCUGACAUACUUUGGUGUGUGGGUUGGGGAGAGAUUCGGCUACCCCGAAUUCGGUUCCCGAUCGCCCUGGGGAAAAUUCGUAUCCAACCUGAUCUGUCAUGGUGGAGCCCCGACCCGAUUUCUCUGCAGUAACGCGCUGUUUCUAGUCGCUGGUUUCAGCGAGGGCGAACUAGACAUGGCGAAUUUGACCGUAAUCAUAGGACAUGUGCCAGCCGGAGCAUCGUGGAAGCAGUUUGUCCACUUUGGUCAGGGCUUUAUCAAUCCAGGGCACUUUAGGGCAUUCGAUUACGGCGAUAACAAUCCCAAAAAUCUGAGACUAUAUAAUUCGAUGGUACCCCCUGACUACCAGCUCGAAAGAAUCAGUGCUCCAGUAGCGCUCUUCAGCAGUGAUAACGACUGGUUGGCAACACCAGAGGAUGUCAGUCGCCUGAGAUCGAAACUGAGCAACGUUGUUAUGGAUUAUAAAGCACCGAAUACAUUCAAUCAUUAUGAUUUCCUCUGGGGUAACUCGGCGCCACAGCUGCUUUUUGAACCUGUCCUCCGAUUGCUGAGUCGAUAUCGAUGA